AUGGAUGUCCAAAAAGUCUUCCACAUGAAUGAGGGAGCUGGUGAGAGUAGCUAUGCCCAAAAUUCUUCCCUUCAGAGAGGUCUGAAUCAUGUUGACAAAGGUAAUGCAUUCUUCUGGGGACUACUGUCUCAAUCCUUCUUCAUUUUAGUUUCUCCGGUGGGAGAAAUUGAGAGGGAAAAGCUUGAUUCUUAUGAAGUUCAUAUCUAUGCACCAUCCAAAGAUGAAUUACAAGACGAAGUGAGAAGACAGGGUUCUUUUGAAAUGAACAGGCUCGAAUUGUUUGAAAUAGAAAGUGAUUCUGAGCAUGGUUCGACCUAUGGAAUGACUGUUGCAAUGACAGGAAGAUUGGUGGAUGAAGAAAUGGCUAUAGAAGAGAUCAAGCCAAUAACUUUCGUUGUUGUCCUCAGAAAAUUAUGA
Ilex paraguariensis (yerba mate) is the source of this 417-nucleotide messenger RNA. The record is from the annotation of a GenBank genome assembly. NCBI's taxonomy places the organism in Eukaryota, Viridiplantae, Streptophyta, Magnoliopsida, Aquifoliales, Aquifoliaceae.